CAUAUAUCCAAGGGCUAUUUUGGCCGUGUGGAUUGUAUUGGAUUUGCACAUCCCGUCUUGAUAAAAAGCGAAAGAUCUGGUCUUUAAAGCGAAACGAAGGGAACGAUGCCGCCGCAACUCUCGGAUAAAGAGCUGGAAGAACGGCUUGCCUCCGCCGGGAAAAGCCUUCUUCAGCCUCCCUCCUCGGUCGAUGAACUCCUGCCCCUUCUCGAUCAAAUCGAGGAACUUCUUUCGAAAGUGGAGCAGUCACCUGCGCAGUCCAUGCAAACUGUUCUUUCCCCAAUAAUGAAGGCACUGGUCUUGGAAGAACUUUUGAAGCAUUCUGAUGACGACGUUAAAGUAGGCGUAGCUUCCUGCAUUAGUGAGAUUACCAGAAUUACUGCACCCGAUGCUCCGUAUGAUGAUGAGAAAAUGAAGGAUGUCUUUCAAUUGAUUGUGUCAUCAUUUGAGGAUUUGUCCGAGAUAUCCAGCAGAUCAUAUGGAAAAAGGGCCGCCAUACUUGAUAUUGUGGCCAAAGUCAGGUCUUGUGUGAUCAUGCUGGAUUUAGAAUGUGAUCAGAUGAUCAUUGAGAUGUUCCAGCACUUUCUGAAAGCCAUUAGAGAUUAUCAUCCUGAACCCAUCUUUGCAUCCAUGGAGACUACAAUGACUCUAGUUUUGGAAGAAAGUGAAGACAUCUCCGCAGAUCUACUAAAUCCAAUUUUGUCUACCUUGAAAAAGAACGAGGUUGUCACAUUGGGCAUGAAUGUUCUGCCAAUUGCGAAGAAACUGGCUGAGAGAGUUAUUGAAAGUUCAGCCGACAAACUUAGACCUUAUUUACCACAGGUGGUGAAAUCUUUAGAUUCUUCGGUGGAUGAUUAUGGAGAAGUUGUAGCUUCCUUGUGCAGAGACAAUAUUGUUAAAAUUGGGAAUAGUAACAAGAGCAUCUCAAAAGACCCACAGGAAUUAGCUACUGUUGAAGUUACUGGUGAUGGUGAGAUUUUGCUUGUUACUCCAGUCUCCAUUUCUGUUAAAUCGGCGGUUAAGGAAAGUGGAGAAAAGACUGAUUCUCAAGAGCAAGAUCCCACUAUGAUUGGAUCGACAAAGUCAGUUGUUAGUAACGGUGUCAAUGAAACGACUUGUACUGAAGAAACUGUGGCAGAUGCAAAUUCUUCAAAGGAGGCUGAUUCUGACCAUAAUCAGGUUGAUGCCAAAUUGGGGUCCAAAACCGAGUCUGAUGACGGCGGUGCUCAAAAUUCAGAAAAGUUGGAAGCCAAUGAUGAAAUUCCUAGUGAAGAUGUCCCUAUAUCUGCUACUGAGGCGGAACCGGCUACUGAUGCUGAACCUGCUACUGAGGCUAAGCCUGCUCCCGAGCCUGAGCCUGCUCCCGAGACUGAGCCUGCUCCCGAGCCUGAGCCUGCUCCCGAGGCUGAGCCUGCUCUCGAGGCUGAGCCUGCUCCUGAGGCUGAGCCUGCUACCGAGGCUGAGCUAGCUCCCGAUGCUGAACCUGUUGAAGCAGCCGACUCUUUGGACAAAGUAAAAGAGGACGCCAAAAAUCAGCUUUCACCAUCACAUUCACCCGAAAAUGAGGCUGUAGUUGUUUCAUCUCCAGUUCAUAGCAUAAGCCUUUCUGAUGAGAGCAGAUCCAAAAAAGAUAGUCCGGCCAAAGGGAAGGAGAACUUGGUAAACGAAGGGAAAGCAUCGGUUGAUAUUUCUUCUAAGAAGGCAUCUGCAGGAAAAAGUCUUUCUAAAUCAAGGAAGAAAAAGCGGGGCGGCAAAAAGCUAUCUGGAAAGAAAACUAUGAAGGACAAAGAAUUGACUGGAGAAGGUCCAUCCAAGAACAAAGGCAGUACAAGUGAUUCAGAGGCAAGAUCACCGGACGAGGCUCAAAAGCUGGGGGAUGCUAAUAAUAAGACGGAGGAUUUGUCCUCCGUGACUAAGGGAGAUGGCAAAAAGAAUGCUAAUAAUAAGACGGAGGAUUUGUCCUCCAUGACUAAGGGAGCUGGCAAAAAGAAUGGGCGUGUGAAGCUUACCUCAGGAAAAGAUGCUUCAAAAUCUUCUGCAAAAGAAGUUCCUGCGGAAGACAAAGUGGCUUCACCUAGGUCACCCUUAAAGUCAUCAAAAGAUGAAGACACUGAGGUAGAAACUCCAAGAACUGUUUCCAAGAGAAAGCGAACUCCCGGCACAGAGAAAACAUCUGGUAAUAUUGCGUAUGGCAAGGAGUUGGUUGGCUCGAAAGUUAGAGUAUGGUGGCCAAAAGAUAAGAUGUUUUAUGAAGGUGUAGUUGAAUCUUUUGAUUCUGUGAAGAAAAGGCAUAAGGUCUUGUAUAAUGAUGGUGAUGAAGAAAUACUAAAUCUUGGUCGAGAAAAGUGGGAACUUGUAAAAGAUGACAUGGUUUCAGAUGGGGAUGAUGAUGCUGAACAUUCGAGCGAUGAUACUUUAUCUGAAAUAAAUGAUUGUAAGCUUGAGAUAUCUGAGUGUAGACUGCAGAAGUACUCGAUUGAUUCUGUAGUUAAGAAGCAAAAGAAGAAGAAAGGCAAUACAGAUUCAGAAGCAUCCAAAAGCAAACGUCAAAAGGUGGACAGUACACCAAAAAGUAAACUGAAAGACACUCCAACAAAAUCCGGGGGCAAAUCGAAGGAUCAAGUCAAGACUGAAUCUGACGCCAAAGAUAGCAAGUCAAAGCCCAGCAAAAAGGCCGCAGAUGAAGCCAUUAAGGUAAAGUCUCAAGGUAAAGUAUCUGGUGGUAAAACCAAAGACGAAUCUGGUAAAGCAUCUGGUGGUAAAACCAAAGAUGAAUCUGGUAAAUCUUCCAGUGGUAAGACCAAAGAAGAGUCUGCAAAGACCCCAAGCCACCCUAAACAAGGCAGUCAAAAAACUGUUAAGUCUAAAGGUAAAACCCCUCAAAGUGGUGGGAAAGCCCUUAGUGAUGGUGGUGGGGCCAAAAUGGCAAAAACUAGUUCAUCAAAGGCGAAAGAAACUGAUGGGAAGAAGGAAAAACUUGCUGACUUGGUGAAAUCAUCAGUACCGGCCAAAGGGAAAUCUGUGGAUUCUUCGAAAUCACGAGAAAGUGAGGCCAAGAGUGGAAAGAAGCGAAAAAGGUGAACUUUCAGUUGCAUUCUAGUUGUGCAGGUUUUUAUCCUGACUUGUGUUUAAUUUAGACUUGUCUGCAUUUUAUUUAGUGUUGGUUGGGUGUUGGAGUUUAGGUUUGGAAGUUGAGUCGUGUGCGGAUGUUAGCUGUCCCCUAAUAUUUUUUAACAUUUGUAUUAGUUCGUGCUAGGUACUGUUGGUAUUGUGUUUUAAUUUGGAUCGACGGUGAUUUUGCGUGAGUAAAAUAUAUCCCAUAACGCAGUCACCUUCGUAUUUUAUUAUGUGACUAAAAGAGCUUGUUCUUUGUGUUCUAUAUUUUGUUGUCUUAUGCAUGCAUGCUAAUUUUCAAUUGGUUUCAAAUUUAGGACAAGGUGGUUUAUUUGUUUGGUUCAUGCACCUGGAAUUAGAGUUGGUCACAGUUUUCAUGGCGUGAGAAAUUAACUUCUAUUUGAAGUUCAAGUUAGUACUAUAUUUGCAAUGUUGGCCGGAUUGGACUUGAGUUGCCAUUUUGCUUUCCCGGAUUACUUAGGAUUACUUUUGAGGAAUGAGAUAGUCUUUAAGUCAACUGUUUAAAGAUAAUUUGGAAUCUUGGAUAGAGCAUGUUUGAUUACAACAUUUGUUUAUCUUGACAAGUACAAUAUUUG
Molecule: messenger RNA, 3710 nt
Organism: Striga asiatica
Lineage: Eukaryota; Viridiplantae; Streptophyta; Magnoliopsida; Lamiales; Orobanchaceae
Source: the annotation of a GenBank genome assembly